CGCGCUCCCCUCGCGCCGCCGUUACGCACCCCGAUCCGGCUGCUCACGACACGGCCGGAGUUCGACAUCGGGAUUCCGCCUCUUCUAGCGGCCGUUGCAAGGUGGACUCCGAGAGACGGUUUCGUUGGUUUCUAGCUUUCGGUUCCCGAGGCGCCUCUGCCGGCGAUGUCGGAAGGCGGCCGCGGCGGCGCGCGGGAGAAGCUCCGGGAGGCGGCCUGCAACGCCGUCGCCGGCGGCUCGGCAGGGGUGAUCUCGGCGACGGUACUUUGCCCGCUGGACGUGAUCAAGACGCGGCUGCAGGUGUACGGUCUCCCUUCCAACUUCUCCUCAGGUGCUGCGCCGCCUGGUAGGGUGAUUAUUUCUGGUUUUCAGCAGAUAUUGAAAAAUGAAGGCUUGCCUGGAUUGUAUCGUGGUCUUUCACCAACAAUUGUAGCACUGUUUCCGACUUGGGCUGUAACCUUUUCGGUUUACAAUCAUGUUAAGGGACUUCUUCACUCGGAAGAUGGUAAUAACAGUGAGCUAUCUGUCCAAGCGAAUGUUCUUGCUGCUUCAUGUGCUGGAAUUGCAACAGCUACUGCAACAAAUCCACUAUGGGUUGUGAAGACUAGGCUACAAACACAAGGGAUGAGACCUGGAGUAGUGCCUUACCAAAGCAUCUUAUCUGCUUUGCAGCGGAUUGCAAAAGAAGAAGGAAUCCGUGGAUUGUACAGUGGUCUCCUGCCUUCUCUAGUUGGGGUUGCUCAUGUAGCCAUCCAGCUCCCAGUCUAUGAAAAGGUGAAACUAUACUUUGCUAAAAGAGACAAUACUACAGUUGAUAAACUCAGCCCUACACAAGUAGCUAUGUGUUCAUCAGGAUCCAAAGUAGCAGCCUCAAUAAUUACAUACCCACACGAGGUUGUACGAUCCAAAUUGCAAGAACAAGGCCGUAAUGAUCAUGGUGCCAUGCGGUAUAGUGGUGUAACUGACUGUAUCAAGCAAGUGUACAAGAAGGAGGGUUUCCCUGGCUUCUACCGAGGCUGUGCUACCAACUUGCUGAGAACCACCCCAAAUGCUGUCAUUACUUUUACCAGCUAUGAGAUGAUCAAUCGACUCAUGCACCAGCUUUUGGUCCCGUAAUCAAACACUUGAAGCCAGCAAAGUUCCAUUGAGAUUGAAAUUCUGGCCGAGAUGACCUCCAAUCUAGCUGCGGGUGUAAUGGUUGGUUAACAUGGUUGCAUUGCCAUUCUCCCAUACUGACGAAGUGGUGGCUGUUAAACACAGAUUUUGGUGAGAGAACCGAAAUAUUAUGACGUUAUACAACUUCUAUUAUGCGUGUUUUCCAAACUGUUGUUAGGAAGGAGUCAAUCCUUGUCUGCAAAAGAUGCCAAUCUGCUAAUUGCCGAUUUUUUUUACUGAUUUUAAGUUUGAAAGGAAUGUGACAGGUUUAUUACAGUUGAUCAUAUAUCGCAUAUACUCCCUCCAUUCCAAAUUGUGGAUCAUUUUGACAUUUUUAGGUUCAUAGAUAUUAUUAUGCACUCAAACAAUCAAAUUAUGGUACAGUGUACUAUUUGAACGUAUACAA
This is a messenger RNA of Setaria italica (foxtail millet), 1561 nucleotides long. RefSeq names its product nicotinamide adenine dinucleotide transporter 2, mitochondrial. The transcript is spliced from 9 exons. Lineage: Eukaryota; Viridiplantae; Streptophyta; Magnoliopsida; Poales; Poaceae. Bases 166 to 1116 code for a protein of 316 amino acids. The record is from RefSeq and is a predicted model, not a curated record. Gene Ontology annotation, biological process: NAD transmembrane transport. Gene Ontology annotation, molecular function: NAD transmembrane transporter activity.